AUGAGCAAUGGAAAAGAGCAAGUAAUAGCACUGCUGCAAGAGCUUGGAACAACUGCAAUUCCAAAGUUUGUCGACAGCGGAGAAGCACUCGCAUACAUGGCGUACAAGGAUGGAGUUCUUGAAAAAGCAAUCACUCUUCUGAACUCAGAGCAUAGUGAGCCCAAAUCAAGUAGCAUUGAGCCACUGCGUGUCAACAGUGAACAACUUGCUAACGCUGUUAUCGAGCGUGUAUUUGAUGAGCAUACACGAGUGCUUCGGUCGAAGCUUGCCGAAGCUGAAAAAGCGGCGGGCAUGUGGAAGAAGGUUGCUCUUUGCGGAGGCGCUGAGGAGGGAAAGUCGGUGUGCCACACCGCUCUUGCACAAUCGACCUUGUGCGUUCCAGCGCGAGUCUCAGUCGGCUCGCAAGUCUGCAGUACAGAUGAAGAUACAGCUGCAUUCGACAGCAACGCGAGCGUGCAACAGCGCAAGCUCGUCUGUGAGGCAGUAAAGGAAUGGCUGGCAGGCUGGACUGCGAAAAUGCUGAGUACUGUAGGCGAGAAACUAGAGCUGUGGUGCUCCUCGCAGCUUGGCCUCACUCCCGUGAGGAUAACCCAGGACGAGCAUGAAGUGAGACGUCCUAGCCUCGAUGACAGCCUGAUGGCGUUGGACAGCCAAAACUCAUCGAGACAUGCACCUCGCCAGGUGGAUAAUGCAAGGUUGAGCAGCGGAAAGAUUUCAAGCAGGGGAAAGAACAAAAUAAGUGCAAGAAAGACAUCGCCGUCUCUUGCUCUUUCACCUGGUGAAAAUCAUGUGCAGCCCUUGAUCCUUUCUCCUUUGAAUGCAGCCGCCUCCAGUGUGCCGACGCCGAGUCACCCUAAAGUGGGUACGCAUUCCCCUCAGUAUGCUCAGCCUGGAUCACAGCUGUACGUUAUGCGGACAAUGAGUUUGAAAGCGCGUGCGAAGCAACUCAACGGCAAGCAGCAGGCCGCCAUAUCAAACAUCCCAGUAAGUCGAAAGCCUCAUCUACCACAUAUAUGA
Molecule: messenger RNA, 1017 nt
Organism: Leishmania major strain Friedlin
Lineage: Eukaryota; Euglenozoa; Kinetoplastea; Trypanosomatida; Trypanosomatidae
Exons: 1
Coding region: 1-1017 (338 amino acids)
Source: RefSeq, a predicted model, not a curated record